UAUUUAUUAUCUCCAUGGAGGUGGUGCCAGGCGCCUCUGAAUUGCCGCUGCCCGAAUCGUUUCUCGAAUUUCUGAAUCAAAACGGCUUGGAUCCUUCAAUUUAUGCCGCCUCUCACUCCACCCCUCGUUACAUUAGGUUAAAACCAGGAUAUAAACUCGAGAGGGAAGAAAUUGAAGAUGAGAUUAAGUGUAGACUUGAAGAAGUUUAUUGGCUGCCUGAUUUUUACUAUCUUCCGCCUGAUGUUCGAAUCGCAAGCACAAAGGCGUAUCAGGAAGGAAAGAUAUAUGGCAUAGAUGCAGCUUCAGGAGCUGCGGUUUUAGCUUUGGAUGUUUCACCGGGUGAUCACGUCCUUGAUCUUUGUGCAGCUCCUGGUGCUAAGCUAUGUAUGAUACUGGACCUUCUUGGCUGUUCAGGUUCUGUGACUGGUGUUGAUAUUGCUAGGCAUCGGCUAGCAGCUGCAAGAACUAUGCUGCAGAAAUAUGCUAUUGGUGACCAAUGCCGUCUCUUUGUUGCUGAUGGAACGACAUUCUCCCUUACUCCACUCAGGGUUCAGUCGAAUUCUACAUCAUCCAAUACUGAGGUGGGAGAAAAGACUGAGGUAUACAACAAGUGGACUCCUCAGAGACCAUGGAAAGAACGGAAGAGGAUAGCUAAAGCUUCUAAAACGUUUUCACAAAUUCAAGAACCAGAACUUAUAUUUUAUGGGCAACAUUCUGGGGUGGUUGGUUCGAGCAAACAUAAUGUGUACAGAAAAGUAAACGACGAAGAAAUUUCGCAAUUUGGCUAUGACAAGGUCCUUGUGGAUGCAGAAUGCACUCAUGAUGGCUCGAUAAAACACAUUCAGAAAUAUGAGCAAUGGGGUUGGACAACACUUCAACGUCGUGUACUGGAGGCUGAGAGGACUGAUGAUUUGACUGUUCUUCAGUUAAAAUUGCUAACCAACGGAUUUAGAUUGCUUAAAGUUGGAGGAUCACUUGUCUACAGCACGUGCAGUUUGACCGUUGCUCAGAAUGAAGAUGUGAUAGAACGUUUCCUCUCAGAAUGUGCAUCCGCUAAGUUGCAGGAGAUGGAUGCUGCAAAGAAUUGGCCUUGUAAACAAGCUAGGCUAGCAAAUGCUUUACGUUUCGAUCCGGUGACUUCAUCAACAAGUGGACUUUUUGUUGCCAAGUUCACCAAAUUGUUGUCUUGAUAUUUCCUCAAAGCUAAGUUUUGAGGAAGAAUAAUUUUUACAUCCUUGCACCUGUAAUUUUUCAGUAUUAGAUGAGUUCUACAUUUUAUGUAUUUAAAAUUAAAUUUGUUUUCUGCCUUGACUGAAGUUAUGCUUUUAUUUGUUCUCUUUUGUAGGAGUAAAAUUUUACACCCAUGUACCUGUAAUUUGUUAUUAGAUGAGUCCCAUAUUUUUAUUUUUAAGUUAAA
Messenger RNA from Salvia splendens (bonfire salvia), 1417 nucleotides. Its product is annotated as multisite-specific tRNA:(cytosine-C(5))-methyltransferase trm4b. The record is from RefSeq and is a predicted model, not a curated record. Lineage: Eukaryota; Viridiplantae; Streptophyta; Magnoliopsida; Lamiales; Lamiaceae. The transcript is spliced from 9 exons. Gene Ontology annotation, molecular function: RNA methyltransferase activity. The coding region runs from base 15 to 1190 and encodes 391 amino acids. Gene Ontology annotation, biological process: RNA methylation.